This is a messenger RNA of Canis lupus familiaris (dog), 4614 nucleotides long. RefSeq names its product KiSS-1 metastasis suppressor (gene KISS1). The transcript has 3 exons. Gene Ontology annotation, cellular component: neuron projection. Bases 3362 to 4309 code for a protein of 315 amino acids. The record is from RefSeq and is a predicted model, not a curated record. Gene Ontology annotation, molecular function: kisspeptin receptor binding. Gene Ontology annotation, biological process: G protein-coupled receptor signaling pathway; positive regulation of cytosolic calcium ion concentration. NCBI's taxonomy places the organism in Eukaryota, Metazoa, Chordata, Mammalia, Carnivora, Canidae.
UGUAAACCCUGUUAAGCCACGGGCAUCAGACAAGUGAUGGGUAUCAAGCCUGCAUACUGGUGGGAAACACUACUCAACCAUUAAUUAACUGGCUGUCUGCAUAACACCCCCGCCCCCAGGUGGCACCCACGUGAGAGAGCUUCCUGUCUGAAGGUGCAGACAUAGCCCCUGCCUUCAAAGAGCCCAAGACUGAUGGAGGGGACAUCCUCACUCCUGGGGAACCCCUCGGCCCAGGGUAAAGAGUGUUCUUGCAGGCCCAGGAAGGAGACCAGAGUACCUUGCAGUGACACACUUAGUAAACAUCUGUGUCUACACGAAGGACAGGAGCGGGUGCCGAAGGCACAAAGGAAAGCCCCGUGGCUGCCUUCCAAGCAAGGUCUGCAGAGAUUGCGGGGCCCAGGAGCAGCAGUGUCAGGUGCUGUACCCGAAAGUCGGCUCUGGGUUCUCAGCAUUUCCCAGGUACACCCACCUGCUGGAGCCGCCACUUUAUUUUGGUUCCCUAGCCCCUCCCCCCCAGGUCAGACCCGCCUUUCCCUCCCCUUUGUCCCCUUCAUGGGCUCCCUUCUUCCCUUCUCACGGGUACUUGCACCUCUGGUGGGGAGAGCAACAGCCCCCACCUCUCCCCCUCAAAUAGUCCAUUUUCCUGUCCUGUGGGGCAGAAUGGGUCUCCAGCUAAGUGGGUCUGGGGUGAGGGGGUGAGGAGGAUGGAAAGACAGGUGGGAAUCAGAAAACCAGCCCUGAGGGGUUUCUGGAGGGAGAGAAAGAGGCUUAUUUCAGUCCUGAGAGCCAGGCGGUGGGAGGCAGGCAACGCUGUGCUCUCCGAGGGGCCUGAGGGGGAGGAGGAGGAGCGGUGGGCCUGUGCCUGGAGACGUCACCCUUGGGCUCUAUAAGAGGGACGCGAUCAGACCACUGGUGAGCCCAGCUCCCCUGUCUGUGGGUGUUCACCGACCCCAGGAGCACCUGGAGACCCCACGGAGCUCUGACCCCGCUGGACAGAGCCAAGGUAGGCGCAUGGGGGCACCCACACUGGAGGGGGGUCUGCCCAGCCCCAGGGAGGCUCCCUGCACGGGAGCUGGAAUUUAGUUCUAAGACUGACAGACACAUCCUGGGUAGGCAAAGGGGGUGCUGAUCUUUCCUGAUUAUCGGGUUGGCCAGAUUAAUCUGGGAUGUCUCAGUGAAUAGCCUGACUGGCAUCUAUCAAACCAGGACCUUGGGGAUCCCUUACUGUGGAAGGAAUAAAAGCAGUGAGUGAGCUCUGGCUGGGAUCAGAGGCACAGGAGCUUCUGGAGGGAGCUGGGGAACCCUCAGGGCUCAGGGGCUCCAUAGGACUCCUCUGAGAAGUUCCCCCAACUUCUAGACGGCAAGUACAAAGCUAACAGAAGAGCCCCUACACACUAGCCCCCCCCUACCCCCCACUAAAGACCGGGAGGUGCCCCAGGAAGGAAGCCGCCUCCCUUCACAACCUUUCCCCCCACACCUGGAAUCUAUUGCUCACUAGGUCUAAAGCCUGGGCCGGGAGCGCCAGAAUUGUCCACAGCAGACCAGCCUCUCUGAAAGUCGAUGGGUCUUUUCCAAACAGUUCAACUCUAGCACGUGUGCUAGAUGCUUCUGCGCUAGAAAGUAAACUAAGACUUGGGGGGAUGGGUGUGUGUGUGUGUGUGUGUGUGUGUGUGUGUGUGUGUUCUCACCUGGGUAUCUCUGAGGAGGAGGUGCUACGGGUGGGAAGAGCUUGCAAGGACCCUAACCUGGAACCACACAGCCUGCCCCCCUUCGCCCCCCCUGCUCCCGCAGAGCAGCCGUGGUGCUCCACCUGCCAUGCAACGCACAUUCCCCCGGGCUCAGCCUACUCUGGCGUGAGGCACUCCUCCACCUCACUGCUCUCUUUCUCUCCAGCGAAGCUCUGCCCUCCGGCAGGCUGCGGGGCCUGUGGGUCCCCUCCACGCCCAGCCCCUGUUGGAAACGCCUUCCUAAUCCUUGUAUUCAUGCGGCUGACCAGGGCUCAGAAACUCAGCUCAAACCCACCUGCCCCCGCUCCAGGAAGAGCUCCCAUGGGCUCUCAGAGCUCCCUGGGUACCCGACGCCUCCAGCCUAUCGCUGCCGGUGUUACUGUGAAACGGUCACCUAAGACGACUCAAUUUCUUGAGCUACGUCUUGGGGAGGGGCUGGGAACAAGCAAGGCUGUGUCCUAGUAGCCUGGGCCCCUAGCGCCUAGCAGAGCUCCUAGUUGGCGCUGGGAUCAGGAAUGAUCUCCGAACUGACCUGGACCCUGCGCUCCCAUGGUUUGAAGCCAUAAAACAAAUGGUUUCAUGCUCUAACAGACUGAGCCCGCCUUUCCUCCUUGAGUGCAGAAAGCCUUGUCUGGGUUUCAGGGUCACAGAAUCAAAGUCUGUAAGGAAAAGAGACUAUCUGAGGGGAUAGUCGGUGGCCAGUCUGACACAAUGCUCUUAUUUCACAGAGGAGCAAUAUGAUCCAGAGAUGGGGGUGACUUUCUCACAUCCCACAGAGAGGGGACCAGAGCUGGGGCCAGAUUUGAGUGUUCUUGAUCCUAUUUGGACAGUCUUCUUCUCUGCCCCGUGCCCAGGUCCUGGAGAGGAAUGGUGGUAGGGGCAAGAACAAAGGUAUGGACAGGGCUGAGCAAUCAUUAGCAGCUGAUGAGCAUCCAUGAGAGCCCCACCCUCCCCCACUUGCCCUCCUGGACCACAGUGGCUCUGGCCCGCAUCCUUUUUGUCCAGCCUUUGGACCUGCCUCCCCAUCAGUUGGUCUUUACUCAUGUUUGUUGGACAAUCUCAAAGUGCCUGACGACUUUUUUCAAAGAGAAAUUCAACUUGGGAGGCAGCUGGGGUGGGGGCGGGGCCCAAGAGGGAAGGCAAAGGGGAUGUAGUGAGAGUCAGGGUAAGCAGCUCCCACGGCAGCAGCCCAAAGCAGGAGGUCGAUCCAAUCUUCUUGGAGCCCGCGCUGAAUAGAACAAGGAGACAAUUGACCGGAUAAAUCAGGGAAAGUUUUUUCUCUUCCUUGUAUUACAGACAAUAAGACAAUUUAACGACAGUCCUCAAGGGUUAUGAAAAAGAACACGACGCUUGCCUCUUUUUUCCUUUUUUUCUUGAAAUAGGAAAGGACUGAAGUGUCUUUUGCAGCAGGAGGGAGCUGGGCCAGGUUCAGGAAGGUGCGGUCUAACAGGAGGGUUGGUCACUGAAGUCCAGGAUAUGUACAGGGCCCAGCACGGAGCUCCCAGCGCCCCACCCCUACCCCGAAAAUAUCCGGACCUCAGGGCACUUGCCCAGUGGAACGCCUUGCCCUGCUUGCCUUCACUCCCUCCUCCUCACUGCCACACACUGCCCCCCACUCGGGCGCUUUCCUCUCCAUGCUGGGCUCUGCCCCAGCCCCCAGCCCACACCGUGCACCUGACUUAAUUCUCUCUCCCUCCGUCUCAGCCUCAGGACACUGCCAGCACCUGCAUCAUCUCACCAGGAUGAACUCCCUGGUUUCUUGGCAGCUAAUGCUUCUCCUCUGUGCCACUUCCUUCAGGGAGACAUUAGAAAAGGUGGCACCCAUGGAGACUCCUGGACCUGCAGGUAUGCAUUUUCUGGGGAGAGGAUGGGAGGGAGCACAUGAGUUGUUAGAAAAUGAGGGUUACCAUAUUUUUCAAAGUGAGGCUAGUCUGUUGAUCUGCAAGCUUUUCAUCUGGUUUGACAUAUUUAAUAAGCAUUUGAGGCCCUACUACAUUCAGAGAGGCCGGGACAGGCAAGGAGCCAGGAAGAGCAGUAAAGCUGAGUGUCCAGCAAAUACUGCAGGCUUAUUUCCAACCUCUACCCUGUUCGCCUCCAAGAGGGAAGUCAUGCCACAGAAAAGAUAUUUCAGAUCAUUGUGGAGAACCCUUGAGACCGAAGCUAUGUUGAAAGAGAGAGGAGCCAGUGGCCUCACCGUCCGGGCCAGGAUGCUCCUGCGGGUGGUGGGGUGGUGCGGGGCCUGGGGCCCUGUGCCCUCCUGGUCGAGGCGGGCGGGGAAGGGAUGGAGCAGACUUCCUGAGCCUUGCCCGGGCGCCGCCUCACCGCAGCCUCUGCGUGGCUCUCCCCUAGGCCAGCGGCUGGGAGCCCAGGCCCUCCCGGCCCCCUGGGAGCGGAGCCCGCCGCGCGCCCCCCAGCGCCACCUGAUGCCCGCCCGCCGGGGCGCGGACCUGCCCGCCUACAACUGGAACGUCUUCGGCCUGCGCUACGGCAGGCGGCGGGCCGCGACCCCGGGGCUGCGCGGGGGAACCCCAAGCCCCAGGCUCAGGGUCCCGGUGGGCUGGGGCCUGGGGCUGCGGUCCUGAAGAGACAUAAAGGAAUGCUGCGACACACCCGGAGUGCGACCUGGGGCUGACUUUUGCAAGCAGCACAGACGAGACCGCUCUCAUUCUACCCUCUUUUGGCUCUUUCCAUGGCUUUAAAAUGGCUUUUAGUGUUACCAAGCAGAGGUAACAGUGCUUUUCCAACUAGCGAUGUGUUGCGAUGCCUGCCUGCGUGGCUCAGCCCCGUGGGCCUCUGCACUCUGCCCAGGUUGUGAUCCCAGGGUCCUAGGAUCCAGCCCUGCGUGGGCCUCCCUCUGCCACUCACUCGCUCUCAAAUAAAUACAGUC